This is a messenger RNA of Neurospora tetrasperma FGSC 2508, 630 nucleotides long. RefSeq lists its product as uncharacterized. NCBI's taxonomy places the organism in Eukaryota, Fungi, Ascomycota, Sordariomycetes, Sordariales, Sordariaceae. The annotation marks the transcript as partial. The record is from RefSeq and is a predicted model, not a curated record. The transcript is spliced from 6 exons.
GGUGCCGGGACCGUAGCGGCCGAUGCCGAGGCCGUUAGGGGAGAUGCCCCGGGGGUGGCUGUUUUGGUUGUGAUUCUGACCGGUCGACGGGGAGUUGACGGAGGAGGAGGAGGAGGCCUGGUUGCUGGAGCUGGAGUUGGAGUUAGUGCCGCCGGCCAGGUAACGGCGGUUAGUGCUGGCUCUGGAGCGGCCGGUGGAUGCCGAGCUGGUAGAGGUCUGGCUUCGGGUGCGGGUUGUGGCAAAGUUGUUGGAAUAGUUGAUGCUGCUGGUGCUGGUGGUGCCGUUGCUGACGUUGGUGUCGGUCGAGGUGGAAGGAUAAGAAGUGGCACCGCCGUUGGCGUUGGCGGAGCUACUAUGCGAGGUAGCCUGCGCAUCCACAACAAGGUUGUCGACGGGCCAGAGAUCGACAGGGACAGGGCUGCAUCCAGCAUCCAUCCUCCAGAUGCCAAGGGCCCGUCCAGCUUAUUAUGCGCGCCUGGGCAAUGGGGUCCCAACGUCGAGCUACUGGCUGUUCGGCUGGACCAGACGGUAGAUGCAGUAGUUGCUUCGCUCCGGUCCCCGACAGAGUAUUUUGAGAGCAAAGACUCAAUUCAUGCCGAGGACACAGUUGAUAAGCUACGCACUACGUAG